Molecule: messenger RNA, 782 nt
Organism: Asparagus officinalis (garden asparagus)
Lineage: Eukaryota; Viridiplantae; Streptophyta; Magnoliopsida; Asparagales; Asparagaceae
Product: upstream activation factor subunit spp27-like
Exons: 3
Coding region: 1-474 (157 amino acids)
Cellular component (GO): nucleus
Source: RefSeq, a predicted model, not a curated record
AUGGAGGAGGGAAACAGAGGAGGGAAAGGUAGAAGAGAAGAGGCAACUGAAGACGAGGCGGUGAGGUUAUCAACCACGGGUCAAGUUCAUCGAGUGAAGAGAAAAGGAAACACAGCGUCACGUGGUGUGUCAGAUUUCCAACCCAUUUCCUCUCAAAAAAAGGGGAAAUGGGAGAUCCAUAAAAAGCUACUGUUUGUCAGGGCGGCGGAGUCAGGUGCGAAAAGGCAGCCUCGAGGAAUCACGAAGCCAAAGCCGGUGUCUCCGGCGUUGCAGGCGGUGGUCGGGGUGAAGGAGAUUGCGAGGACUCAGGCGCUGAAGCGGAUUUGGGACUACAUCAAGGAGAACAAUCUUCAGGACCCAGAGAACAAGAAGAUUAUUGUGUGUGAUGAGAAGCUCAAGGGCAUAUUCGCUGGCAAAGACCGGGUCGGGUUUCUUGAAAUCUCAGGGUUGCUGAAUCCUCACUUUGAGAAGUAACGAAGUCUUCACCUGGGUUUUUUUUGUAAAUGGUAACUGUAGGGUUUAUCACGGCUGUUGUAGGCAAAAGAUGGCAUCAGAAAGUUUACAGUAUCUAGCCUCUGUUUUAGAAUUCAGGGUGUAUGUUUUUUCAGUUAUAUUAUCUUGUAUGCCACAGAAAUCAAAAUGCACGUGGCAGCCUUGUUUUGGUUUUAAGCUGUUGGUAUUCUGAACUAAACACGUCUUAAUUAGGCUGCAUUUCGUUGCAUACGGAAUGGAAUUAUCUUUUGUGGAACGACUUUGUGAUGGUGGUUUAUUUUUUUGCUUAA